AUGCCGAUCCUGAGUGACCUGCGGGUGUUCGUGCUGGUGGCGCGCCGCGCCGGGUUUGCCGCCGCCGCCGAAGAGCUGGGCGUGUCGCCGGCCUUUAUCAGCAAACGCAUCGCGUUGCUGGAAAAGGCGCUGGACGUGUCGCUGCUGCACCGCACCACGCGGCGGGUGGCGAUCACCGAGGACGGCGAGCGCAUCUACGAAUGGGCGCAGCGCAUUCUCAACGAUGUCGAUCAGAUGAUGGACGAACUGUCCGAGGUGCGUCAGGCGCCGCAGGGCAUGCUGCGCGUAGUCACAGCUUCGGCUUCGGCCGGCGCUUCGUGGCCCCGGCGCUGUCGGCGCUGGCGCGGGAGUAUCCGCAGCUGGAGCUGCGGCUUGACGUGUCCGAUCGGUUGGUGGAUCUGGUCAGCGAAGGCUGGCGGACAACCAGCGCAUCCUGUGCGCUUCGCCGGCGUAUCUGCAGCGCCACGGCGUGCCGAAAAGCGUGGCGGAGCUGGCGGCCGCGCUUGCCUGGUGAUCAAGGAGCGCGAUCACCCGUUCGGGCUGUGGCGGUUGCAGGGGCCAGGCGGCGAAGAGACGGUGAAGGUGACGGGGGCGCUGGCGUCGAACCACGGUGAAAUCGUGCACCAGUGGUGCCUGGACGGGCAGGGCGUUGCGCUGCGUUCCGCCUGGGACGUGAAAGAGAACAUCGACAGCGGCAGGUUGGUGCACAUUCUGCCGGAGUAUUUUCAGCCGGCCAACAUCUGGGCGGUGUACGUUUCCGGCUGGCAACGUCGGCGAAAGUGCGGUGACGGUCGAAUUUUUGCGCGACUAUUUCCGUGA
Nilaparvata lugens (brown planthopper) is the source of this 819-nucleotide messenger RNA. Its product is annotated as HTH-type transcriptional regulator DmlR-like. The transcript has 2 exons. The coding region runs from base 1 to 819 and encodes 272 amino acids. Gene Ontology annotation, molecular function: sequence-specific DNA binding; DNA-binding transcription factor activity. Gene Ontology annotation, biological process: DNA-templated transcription; regulation of DNA-templated transcription. The record is from RefSeq and is a predicted model, not a curated record. NCBI's taxonomy places the organism in Eukaryota, Metazoa, Arthropoda, Insecta, Hemiptera, Delphacidae.